This is a messenger RNA of Salpingoeca rosetta, 3940 nucleotides long. RefSeq lists its product as uncharacterized. Bases 168 to 3569 code for a protein of 1133 amino acids. The record is from RefSeq and is a predicted model, not a curated record. The transcript has 14 exons. Lineage: Eukaryota; Choanoflagellata; Craspedida; Salpingoecidae. Gene Ontology annotation, molecular function: protein binding.
GACGAUCGCUGGAGCCAACCGAACCACACAACGCAAACACCACCCCCGUCCGUUCAGGCAACAAGCACACACAACACCUGAGUGAGACACAGACACGCACGACGACUUGGCGUGACCAGGUCCCCCACCCCACUUCCUUCCCCGCCCCCCUUUCUUGCUCUACGGCAAUGGCGUCUACAAGUCUCAGCGAGGCCAUUCGGUGUGCGUCUGAGACGGGAACACUGCGUCUUCGCGCACUCAAUUUGCGCAAGUUUCCAGAGCUGCCAGAGGACGUUGACGCCGCAGACCUUAUCGAACUCGAUGUGGCGGAGAACCGGCUGGUGCAGCUGCCCAGCCAGCUGCUGGAUAUGAUUGAGCUGGAGCUCCUCAACUGCUCCCACAACAUCAUCACCCACUUGCCUGACUUUUCCAGCCUGCAGUCCCUGACUGAGCUUCACCUUGGGCGCAACCAGCUGAGCUCUCUCCCCGAAGACGUGUGCGAACUCCCGCUUGAGAUCCUGGACAUCAGCAGCAACAAAAUUCAUGAGCUCCCGGCCCACAUUGGCAACCUCCGCGACACCCUCAAAGAACUGAACAUCUCCAACAAUGCGCUGCGCAUCUUGCCUGAUGCGGUGUGCUCCCUCCACUCGCUGAGAGAACUCAACAUUGCUCGCAACAAGCUCGACACCCUGCCCGAAGGACUCGGGUCGCUAAGGGCGCUGGUGACGCUGGAUAUGUCAAGCAACGCCAUCUCCGUGCUGCCCAUCAGCAUGGCCGACCUGGCCCACCUCACGUCCCUCAACGUCGACUCAAACCCGCUCAUGCAGCCCCCGCCACACAUCUGCAGCCGCGGGCGUGUGCACAUCAUCAACUUUCUCCAGCAAGAGAAGCAGCGCGCUGCCAAGGCCACACAGGACCUGCAGGCCUCGGCCGCUCAGGCGCGCGAUGUUGAUGUUGAGGACGCAUCUGCAAAGGAGCAAGAACGCAUCAACGAACGGGAGAAGCAGAUGGCGGAGGAGGCGCAGCGAUUACAGCAGAUGCGCGCACAGCUCGAGCAGAAAGAGCAAGAGCUACAGGCGGCACAGGAGCGUCUUCUCCAGCAAGAAAAGGCGCAGCAAGAAGCUGCCAAGGAGAUGAAGCUGCGGCAACAGCAGGAGGAGCGGGAGAAGACGCUGGCAGAACAGCGGGCAAAGGAGGCGAUUGCACGCACGCGCAAGCAGCUGGAGCGAGAAAAGGCCGAGGUGGAGAAGAAGAAGAUUGAGCAGGCACGUUUGGAAAAGGAGAGACAGGAACGCGAGGAAAAGGAAAAGGAGCGAAAGGCGCGCGCAGAGCGGGAGAAGCGGGACAGGGAGCGAAGAGAGAGGGCGGAACGCGAACGGAAGGAGCGCGAGAAGCAGGAGAAGGAAAAGAAGGAGAAAGAAAGACAAGAAAAGGAACAGAAGGAGAAGGAAAGGAGGGAGAAGGAAAAGAAGGAGAAGGAGAGAAAAGAAAAGGAACGUUUGGAGCGCGAGAAGGCGGAAAGGGAGAAGAAGGAGAAGGAAGAGAAGGAAAAGAAAGAACGCGAGAAACGGGAGAAAGAGCGCCUGGAGAAGGAAAGGAAGGAGCAACUGCAACGGGAGAAAGAACGACUGGAGAAGGAAGUGCGGGAACUGGAACGCAAGGACAGGGAGAAGGCAUCUGCUGCUGCCACUACCACCGCCAAGUCCACAACAACCCCCACCACGACACCAGCAGCACCAGCAACAACAACAACACCAUCGCGAUCAGCAACAGCGUCGCCGUCAGCAACAGCGGGCGCAAAGUCGCCCCGCUCUGCGCGGAAGCAAGCGAGUGCAAAGGAGGAUGAGAUGAGCCGAAAGCUUGCAGAGCGGCAGCAAUCGCUCAACACGCUGCUGAACAAGGCGACAGAGCUUGCGUCGUCGGUGCAGGCCGCAUACCACACGGACAAGGAGGCGAUGGAUGCCCGCCGGCGGGAGCGGGCGGCGCGGGAGGCGGCGCGGCAGGAGAGGGAGGAGGCUGCACAGAAGAAGAGGGAGGCUGACAAGGUGCGCAUUGAGGAGGACAAGAACAAGCGCAUUGCCGAGGCACGCGACCGCAUUGCAAAGGAGCGGGAGAAGGAGAAGCAGGCGGGCGUCAGCAAGAACAUUCGCACAGAGGUGUCGACCAACCCCUUUUUCUCGUCGCCAUCAGCACACCUGCCCGUGCCCAAGAAGACCCGCAGCCGUGACGGCUCUGCAUCCCCAUCCACAACACCUGCCUCCUCAUCCACGUCGUCCACGGGCACCACGCGUCGCUCCACCAUCUCCAGUGCCCGCCCCUCCGCCGCAGGGACAUUGUCAUCGCCUGUAUCGAAACAUCGCACCACCACCACCACCACCACCACCACCACGCCAGCAUCACAGGCGCAGCGCAACGUGUCUGCGUCGCCGUCUGAUCGCGGGCGGAGUGCAUCUGCAUCUGUCACGCAGUCGCCGCGAUCCCCGCGCGCCGGCCGCUCCACAGCAACAGCGGCGCCAUCGUCGUCCCUCGCCACCACCGCCACCACUGCAACAGCAGCAGCAAAGUCGCCCGGCACAGCGAGGAAGCACGCCACACCGCACCGCACACCGGCGCGGCAGCAGCCGUCAACGCCAUCCGCGACCACAACACCAACCAGCAGCACCGUGUCACGCACACGCACCACGCACACGACCACGCACGCGACCAAACCCACACCUGCCACCUCCACGCCCUCCUCGGCAUCAACAGCAGGCGAUGCAGAUGCGACGGCGGCGGAGAUUGCGCGUGCGCGGCGGCGAGCAGAGGCGCGACGCGAGCUGGAGACGGCGCAGGAGGAGGCCGAGCGGAAGCGGCGGGAAAGGGCGGCCAUUGAGGAGGAGAAGAGGAGGAAACUGCAGGAGCGCAUCGAGGCGAAGAAGCGCGGCACUAUUUCCGAGACGAAGCAGUGGCCGCAGCUGCCGGCUGCAGAGCUGCGACGCAUCCAAGACGAGCGCCGGCAGCGAUUCCUGCAGCAGUCACACGACGACCGCGCCGCCCUCAAGACAUCGUCAACGCACUUCCACGCGGUGUACCUCCGCAUCUUGGCUGCGGCAGACAGCGUGUACGGCAGCACGGUGCCCGUCACCAAGACCGGCCUGGAGGACUUCCUCAAGCAGAGCCACAUCCACCUGUCUGGCUCUGUUGAUUCGCGGACAGUUGAGGACGCCGGCAAGCGCGUUGCAGAGACUGCCGCCCGCUAUCUCAAGGCUGCCGAGACGAUUGAGACGCAUGUGCAGGAUGAGAUUGCAGGUCUUGAGUGCCCACUGCUGCUUGGACGCGCCCUGGCCAGCGGCAUCAUGCUGUGCCGCCUCCUCAACGAGCUCUACCCGAAGAACAAAGUCGCCAUUGUGGAGGACCCAAGCAACAAGCCGCCGCCCAGGAGCCUGCGUUUAAAACGCAAUGCGACGGCGUUUUGCUCGCGGUGUGGCGCCGUGAACAUUUCAUCUGUCUCGGGCAUUAUCCCCGAAGACAUUUUGAAGGCGGAGGCGACAGAAAACCUUGUCGGUGUUGUGGAGGACGCAAUCUACAACUCGUCAGAGAGCAUGGUCUAGACAGCUCGCUUUUUGUGGCUGUGUGUGUUGUGUUGUGUUUGUGUUCGUGGUUGUGGUUGUACGGUUGUGGCUGUGUGUAUGUUCGUGUUUGUCCAUCUGUUUGCUCGUUUUGCCCGUGCCAGGUCGCAGCAUUGCGUGUCAUAGAUGCGUUGUGUUACCGUUUCGUUCUGCUUGCUUCUUUUGUUGUUUCAGUGCCUUUCGGUUUUGUUGCUGUUGCUCUUUGGUUGCUUUCCGUCAUCGUGUGCACUUGAGUUCCAGUCAUCCUCAGUGCACGUGUCUCUCGUUCUGCUUUCGCUUCCUCUUGCUCUAUUCUUCUUCCUUCUUCAUUGGCCGAGUGCUCGUUAUCAAUACAGACUCAUCGCUACAAUGAA